AUUUACAUAUAUUAGCUUCCCCGCCAAAUAAAAGUGGUAAAAGACUGAUCUUUUUGGUGAGUCGCUGCAGAAAUCCUGAACUGGAGGGAAGAAGAGGCCAUGGCGAACGACGAAGAAGAGAGGGUUCUGGAGACCCAAUUGGAGCUCCAAUUGCAUGAGCAACGUGACUCUCUCGCUGCCCUUAAAGAUGCCCUAGCUUUUGAUCCUGCCAAUCCCGAGCUUCUCUCGGUUUGUGAGGAGGUUGUUCAGGCAAUUAAAGAUGCUGAGGAGAGUCUUCUACAUUUAAAACGUGCAAGGUUACUUAGAGAAGUUGAUUCAGUGCUUCUAACUUCAUGUCCUACUGAUAAUGAGGCCAAGGUUGAGCCUCUUGAUCCAACAGAGGUUCAACCUGAACCUUUGGAGGAUAACCAAUGCUACAAAAUUGGAUCAAAAUGUAGAUUUCGGUACACGAAUGGAAGAUGGUAUAAUGGUCUAAUUGUUGACUUAGAUGGUUCUAGUUCUUCAGCAAAGGUUUCUUUCCUCAAUCCCACUUCGGAAAGUAUGCUGAUGUGCAACUUCUUUCUGCAGCAAAGAUGUCGGUUUGGUAACAACUGCCGCUUAUCACAUGGAAUCGAUGUUCCAUUAUCCUCGCUGAAAAAGUAUAUCCCAACAAUAUGGGAACAGUCAGCUGUGGGAUCGAGUGUUUGGGCAGUCUCUGAUGGUAGCGGUGGUCUUUGGAGAGGAGGGGAGCUUGAGUCGUGGGACGAUGAACAUAGGGUGGGGAAAGUAGUUUUCCGAGAUGAUGAAAGCUCUGCAAACCUAGGGGAUGAAGCUAUAACACUAUCGGAGUAUGCUAACAUGAGCAAUGAAGAAGAGAGUGAGUUAAGCUCGGAAGAAUCUGAUUCUAGUGACUACGACGAAGAUAGUCCACGGGGCAUAGGGUUUUUAGACAGCAGCACCUCGAAAAGUGGCAUCCAGAAAGAAACUGUCAUCUUUGCCAAGUGGGAGAACCACACUAGAGGUAUAGCUUCUAAGAUGAUGGCUAAUAUGGGUUAUCGGGAAGGAAUGGGAUUAGGUGUUUCUGGCCAGGGAAUCGUGGAUCCUAUAAAUGUCAGAGCUCUUCCUGCUAAACAAUCUCUCGAUCAUGCUGUUGAGUCUCGUGAAGAAGAAAAGAGCGAGAAAGUAAAGAAGCGGAGCAGAGGUGGUAAGAGGAAACGAGAUAAGAAGUUUGCAGCAUUAAAACGAGCUGCAAAAGAGAAAGAGGAAAUGGUUCCCGACGUCUUUACUCUUAUCAAUCACCAACUCUCGAAACAUGGGGAAGCUUUGAAUGAUUCAGUGAAAAAGCAGCAAAAUAGAGAUUCUGCUGCAGAGGGGAAAAAGGUCGAUCGGAGAGCUUUGGUUGCAUAUGAUGAUGAAGUUAAGGAGUUGAGAAUGAAAAUCGAGAAGCUUGAAGAAAUGGCAAACAGGAACAGAAAAGAAAAGGCGGUUUAUGAGGCAGCUAUGAGAAAAUUGAAUGAGACUCGGAAAACAUUAGCAGACACACAGGCAGCUCAUGCAUCUGCAUCGAAUGCAGUUACGAGCAAGGAAAAAGAGAAGAAAUGGCUGAAGUUUUGAAGCUUAUUUCUAUGUUUUUUUCUAUGUAGUAUUAGAUUUGUUACAAGAUGAAAUCUUGCACUGAAAUUGCUUUAUUUGUCAGCUAAAUCAUCAAAUUUGAGUGCCAUUCUCAAAUUUCAGUGGCUAUUUAUUUUUUAUAGGCUGCUAAUACAGAAUGUAAUCUCUCAUGAUAAUUCUCUGUUAUUUUGCCUUUUCCUAAUACCUCUUUUAUUAGGGUGCUUUUGGAAAGUCACAAUGUAAUUGGAUUUGUGUGUAAUUUGAGGUAAUUACACAAUUUGACAUGUUUGUCUGAUCAUGUAAUUA
Messenger RNA from Cannabis sativa, 1896 nucleotides. Its product is annotated as zinc finger CCCH domain-containing protein 18. Lineage: Eukaryota; Viridiplantae; Streptophyta; Magnoliopsida; Rosales; Cannabaceae. The record is from RefSeq and is a predicted model, not a curated record. The transcript is spliced from 4 exons. Gene Ontology annotation, molecular function: nucleic acid binding; metal ion binding. Bases 100 to 1593 code for a protein of 497 amino acids.